Amphimedon queenslandica is the source of this 2464-nucleotide messenger RNA. RefSeq names its product leucine-rich repeat and coiled-coil domain-containing protein 1-like. Bases 131 to 2458 code for a protein of 775 amino acids. The transcript is spliced from 18 exons. The record is from RefSeq and is a predicted model, not a curated record. Lineage: Eukaryota; Metazoa; Porifera; Demospongiae; Haplosclerida; Niphatidae.
ACCUACGCGGGGAGACCCCAUUGGAUUUCAAGUCCAACGCCUUAACCACUCGGCCAUCGCAGCUACUACGAUAUUAUGGUGUAGAGUAAUUUUACAUAAUCAUGUGCUAGUGCAAUUUUGGCGGGGUAAGAUGGCGGCAGCAAAAACAACUCUGGAUGCCUUCCUUGAUUUCUUGGACUAUAGCAGUGACAAUGAGAAACAAGACAGGACACUAGAAACUCCUCAUAUUGACAGGGUCCUGCAACAGUACAAUGGUGGGACUAAAAAGAAACCCUCUAGAUCCACAGAAGGGAAAGUGGGCGUGGCUGAGACUUCCCCGUCACCUAGCAACAACUAUGGGAACCGACUUGUAGCACUGGAAAGCCAAAUAAAGGAACUAAUGCAAGAUAAAACCAAGGAAGCACGCAAAUCACUUGGAAAGACGAUUAUUAUAGGAGGAAAGAAAGCAAGUAGUGAAGAGUCAGAUAGCAGCAGUGAUCAAGAGAAUAGAGUGAGAAAUAACGUUAAAAUAAGAAAGAGACCAUCGAGACAAAAUGUUAGUAGCAUUGCUGAUGACAAGAAAGCAAAAAACCAAUUGCAGACGAGUGGAGUAGCCAGACACACUCACUGUCACACAAGAGAGCCACUCACUCAUAAAAGAGAGGUGGAGGAAGAGAGGGAGAGAAGGUGGAAAUCCGAACAAGCUUCUGUUAAACUAGCAGAGCACGUGCGUCGAUUGCAAUUGCAGAGUGAAGACUGGCAAAAGAAGUUUGAAGUUUCAGUGACAAAGAGAAAUCAGUUGGAAUCAGCUCUUAUCAACGAGAAGGAGAAAGCAUCACAAUUAAGUAUUGAAAUUAAAAGACUGAAAACAUUACAAGAAGAUGAGAUGGCAGAUGCUAAAAGACUACAGAGACGAUGUGAAGAUCAGUCCAAGAGACUCUUUGACUAUGAGGAACAAGUUGAACGACUGGAGAGAGCACGAUCACAGCUCUUUACUGAUACAAGUGAAAGCUUAAGAGAGGCUGAGACAAGAGCAGCUGCUAGCGAGAGAGAAGUGUCUCUCCAGCAACAAGCUAUAAAGAAGCUGGAAUUACAACUCCAGCAACUCCAGGAUCUACUGGCCACUAGAGAGCGUGAGCAUCAGAAAGAUUUAGAGAGACUCCAGCCUUUGGAGAGCCAUAGCGUACAAGAACUGAUACAGAGAGAGCUGGAAAGGGAAAGAAUGAGAUCCGAAACAAUUGCACUUCAACUUAAGGAGAAACUUCAGACUCAGCAAAAGGCAUACAGAGAUCUUGAAGAAGAGUUUAGAGCUGGACUCCGCAUUGAGGCUGCACGCUAUCAGCAACUGGAAACUGAUCAUGUUAAGUUAGCUGAAGAUCUGGCAUUGUGUCAGGAUCAAUUGGAAUCAACAAGGGGCAAAGAAAAUCAAGCUACGUCACUUAUAAGUGAAUUGUCUUCUAUUGUAAAAGAGCAGAAGGUGAGGAUAUCUGAUUUACUGAGCAGUCGUCAAGAGCUCAAUAAACAACUUGACAAUAAAACUAAGCAGUUGGACACAGAGACAAUAGCACGAGCUAAGUAUGAAGAAAGAGUUCAGAUAUUACAAGAAGAGAACACUAAUUUACUGGCUAGACUGUCUGCACAGGACUCAUUGUUAGUUGGACUGAGAGAAGAAAAGAAACUAUGGAGUCAAGAAUUAGCUAAUCAAGGAGCUGCAUUGGCUCAAGAUCGUGGUCGCUAUGAAUCAAAAAUCGAAUCACUUCAGAUACAAGUGUCUGAGUUACAGGAGCUAGCACAGAAUAACAAAACUACUAUAAGAGUUCGUGAAAAAGUGAUAGAAGAUCAAACCUCAACUAUAAAAUCCUUAAAGGAGGAAGCUCAGGAUCUUAAGAGGCAGCUAUCAACAAACCAGUCAGACCUGUUAGACAAGAUUGAUGAGUUGAAUGGGCAGAUUGAAGAGGAGAGAAGCAGAAGGGAAGAGAGUCAAGAGCAACUUGGUGUGGAAACUGAACAGAAAAUUUAUAUUGAAGAGCAGUUACAUGAAUCACAGAAUAGCACCAAGAAAUGGAAAGACAAAUAUAGUAAGUUGAAGGGACAGUGGGAAGAGAGAAUUGGGCUUAUAUCAGCACUGGAAGAAAGUGUACAACAGCUUCAGGAAAGAUCAAGACAGAGAGAAGAAAAGCUAAUGAAUGAAAGAGAUACAGCAAUAGGAGAAUCAAGAGAAGCAUCAGAGAGACUACUGUUGAUGAAAGCUGAGCUACAAGAACAGUCUCAAAGUCAGAAGAAGAUGGUAGAAGAGAGAGUAGCUGUGUUACUGAAGGAGAAAGAUAGAGAGAUUGAUGCUGCUAAUAGAAAGGUAGCAAUGGCUGAAGAAGAAAUGAAGCAAGUCCUGGCUGAGUCUGUUCGAGAGAGGAAAGCAAUGGAAGCAAAGUUCCAAAGACUCUCAAAGGCAUUUCAAGACAUGCAGAAAGAAUUGAGCUAAUAAUUA